Messenger RNA from Mytilus trossulus (common blue mussel), 1376 nucleotides. RefSeq lists its product as uncharacterized. Bases 789 to 1343 code for a protein of 184 amino acids. The record is from RefSeq and is a predicted model, not a curated record. The transcript is spliced from 4 exons. Lineage: Eukaryota; Metazoa; Mollusca; Bivalvia; Mytilida; Mytilidae.
UAUUUAAUAAGUUUUAUAUUGAUCAGAAACUAAGAUUGAAUAGAUUUUUUAUAGCAAUUAGGAUUUUAUAAGUGUCAUGAGAGUUCAAGAGUAUCGUACAAUGUAUAUAUCGAAGCAAAGUGUUUAGAACGAGCUUGAAGUUGUAUUUUUUAGUAAGGAAUGUAGCAAUUAUAAGUAAUUGCUACUAAGUUGUUUUUAUUGUAUACUUAUUCUAAUAACGGCAUUGGAUAUUUGUUUCAUUAGUUAUAGUCUAUAGACAUUACAUGUAAAUGAUCACCAGCACUGCUAAUACCGUAUAUAGCAUUCUCUCACCUUAAGCUUAUUGCAAUAUCAUAACAUAGAUAUGAACUAUAUUAUAUUUAGUUUUUCCAGGAAAAUUGAGUCGUUCAACGCUAUUGAUUAACUUCAUGGUAGACGAAGCUAAACGCACAAAUCAUCUUCAAAGAGAAAGAGGCUUUGUCUCAACAAUGGUUUAUAUUUUCAGAAUAAUUUGAUAUUUCACCCGAGGCGCGGUAUCAUAUUAUAUGUUUACAUACCGUUUUUACACUCGACAUUGAGUAAAAAAAAGUGAUUUUAUCUGCACGAUUAUAAAAAAAAGAGAACUAGAAUACAGUUUAGAGAUCAAAUUAUGGAAUUAGUACAGACAUGUGAAUGUUUUGUGCGGACCCUGCACGUCUGUAAUAACCACAUGUUAAAAUUAAACUAAUUAAUGAAACAAAUAGACAAUUUUUGUGAUUCCAACGAUUCAGUAUUAUUGGUUACUAGGACAAUAAGUGUUCAAAACGACCAUGUACCUGUCUCCUUUAAAUAUUUUCUACACCAACGUUGAACAUCUGUCGGAAGAUUUGCUCACAGAGACGGAUUUAGAAAGAAAAGUUAAAAGUUACAAGGAUAAAGGACAGAUUCCAAAAUUACAAGUAUUUUAUAAAUGUGGACGUUAUUUUACGCUUAACAAUGCAGAGCUCCGAGUGUGUCGAAAAUUACAAAAUGACGGUUUUUGUCAUAGAAUUAAAGUGGAAAAAGUACCGAUGAAACGAAUUCCGAAAGGUAUUUUAGAUACGAUGGAGGUACCGGAAACAGACUGUCCCAUCACUAGGGAUACAUCUAAAAGAUCAAAAACAGGUUAUCGGCAACUUACAGUGGCUAGUAUAUCAAAAGACCCGGAUGUCAACGACAAAUCAGAACAAACAGACGACAGUUUAUCAUCAUGUACUUUAGAUUCAUCAGACGACGGAGUUUCAGAAGAUGACAAACAAGAUGAACUGGACACUGAUGACUGGGUUAGUUCCAGUGACCAUAGCACAGAGUCGGAAGUUGAAGAGGAAGAAGAAAGUUUUUUGUGAUUUAAUCAAGAACAUGAACUGUAUUGGUCAACA